Suillus fuscotomentosus is the source of this 897-nucleotide messenger RNA. RefSeq lists its product as uncharacterized. NCBI's taxonomy places the organism in Eukaryota, Fungi, Basidiomycota, Agaricomycetes, Boletales, Suillaceae. The coding region runs from base 1 to 897 and encodes 298 amino acids. The transcript has 3 exons. The record is from RefSeq and is a predicted model, not a curated record.
AUGGCCAACUCACCUCCGUCUCCUGUUCAAUCUUGCAGCCCUCAUUUGCCUUUGUCACCUGUAGAAAUGAGCAGUCCCACAAUUCCAUCUUCUCCCGACUCCUUGGGCCAGUCUGACACGACUCUUUGUAAUUCAAGCCUACAAUCUGGCCUCUCUCCAAACAUGAUGAAUAGUUCUCUGCACAUUGAACGGGAUGGAACAUCCAAGCCUGCUGAUGUAAAGGAGAGCCUAUUCUCUAGGCAUGGCAAAAGGUCACGGUCUCUAUCUCCUCAACAGCACUUCGCAUGCAAGAAACCAUCAAGGACGUCUCUCCCAUACCCCACCAACCCAGCUCCAUUGGAACUUCGUUAUGCAGCCCGGGUGAUGAAUCUCAAAUUCCAAUCCGAAUUUCCAUUGGAAGCAACUAAGAAGUUUGAAGAACAAGGAUACAAGGCCAAGCUUGCAACGCGCGAGGUUGCGCGCCAACGCAUGUUGUUGACAACGUGGGAAAUCGAAGAGGCUGAGCAUCACUCAAUAUUUCUUGAUGGUAUCCAUGCUGAAAACGAAGAACGAUUCAAGUUGGCAGAGUGGGAAUUGCAGUGCUUCAGGAAGAUCUUUUCGCAGCGUGGCCAGGCAGAACUGGGUGAUGAUAGGAAUUAUCUCCAAGCUGUCUACCAGGACGAAUCCGAGGCCCUUCAUAUCAUCAGUACACAAACUGAUCAGGUUGCGAAGCUCCUGAGUGUAUGUGUCAGGAAGGCGUUUUUGAAAUCUCCCGAAGUAUUCCCCAUGUACCCCAUCACAUUCUCCUGCCUCAGCAAUGAGGAACCUUCUGACUCAUCUGAUGAAUCUUGCCAUGUGGAUGAUUCGGACCUUGACUCCGAGGCUUCAUGUGAAGGCUCUGAACAGUCGACUACCUGA